Messenger RNA from Striga asiatica, 1891 nucleotides. NCBI's taxonomy places the organism in Eukaryota, Viridiplantae, Streptophyta, Magnoliopsida, Lamiales, Orobanchaceae. The record is from the annotation of a GenBank genome assembly.
GUUUACAAGUGCUCGUUGGAGUACUCUUGCGCUGACGUCACACUGAAAUUGCAAAUAAUUUCUUUUCUGGACCAGCCCUACUUUAGAAGUUUAGGGCUACACACACUUCUUCGCUUGGUGAUAAGCGCGGGUUCCAUGGCGAAUCAUCUCUACGGCUACUCCGCCGGCGGUUACGGCAGCGGCGGCGGCGGUACCACCAGCAUUUAUACCUCUCGAUCCGGCGCCGACUCUUACCCCUCUGGCGACACUUCGUUGCUCGGAACUUCCGCUAGGUACUUAACUGGAGACUCUAUUUCCUCCUCAUCCACUCUGUCCUCGUCAUUGCACAGCAACUCUGCUAGGAUCUCCAGCUUAUCCAUCACCACUCCCACGCACUCCUAUGGCCCCCCUGGUGUCGAUGCGGGGUCUGCAGCCGCUGACUCGCUUUACGCCGGCCUGAAGCGCACUUCAGUUGAGUCACUCUAUCAUCAGACUCUUUUGGGUGCCCAUAACAAGAUUGGGCAAUCUGAAGCUUGGUAUUCAGCGAACUCUCUAUCCAAGCGCCCUAGAUUUGAGAGUAUGAGCCAUUUGCCUGUUUAUCCCCAGAGGCCUGGAGAGAAGGAUUGUGCCUAUUAUAUGCAAACAAGAACCUGUAAGUUUGGGGACAGCUGCAUGUUUGACCAUCCUAUUUGGGUUCCAGAAGGGGGAAUCCCUGAUUGGAAAGAGGUCCUUCCUGUGCCAAGUGAAGCUCUUCCUGAGAGACCAGGGUUGCCCGAUUGCCCUUUCUUCCUCAAGACCCAAAGAUGCAAGUUUGGUAUUAAGUGCAAAUUCAAUCACCCUAAAGACAGAAUUGCACCUCCAGGUGCAAUGGAGGAGGGCGAUGUGUCUGUCCUACCUGAGAGGCCAUCAGAGCCUCCAUGUACUUUCUAUAUGAAGACUGGAAAAUGUAAAUUUGGUUCGACCUGCAAAUUUCACCAUCCCAAAGGUGUGCAGAUAUCAUCUGGAGAAGGAAAUGAAGUUCAGAACAAAACUUUUGGAGAUGUAAAGACAUUGCAGCAGACGUUUGCACCUGCUUUGCUUCAUAAUACUAAAGGCCUUCCCAUCAGACCAGGUGAAGAAGAUUGCCCAUUCUAUCUGAAAACUGGCAGCUGUAAAUAUGGGGCCACUUGCCGCUACAACCAUCCAGACAGAUAUCCUAUUGCUCCUUCUCUGCUGACGUCUCCGGCUACACAUUACAACUUUGGUUUGGUUGCUCCGACUGCAUCUCUCCUGCCAACCGUUGAUUCAGGAUUGACUCAGACAGCGCUUGGACUCGGACUCACUCCAACUAUUUAUCCUCAACGACCUGGGCAGAUCGAGUGUGAUUAUUACAUGAAAACUGGGGUCUGCAAGUUUGGUUAUAGCUGCAAAUUUAACCAUCCUAUUGAUCGUACUAAACCCAAAGCACCAGCCCCUGAAUCUCAGCAGGAAGAUGUGAAGCUCACUCUUGCAGGCCUCCCUAGAAGAGAGGGUGCCAUACACUGCCCUUAUUACAUGAAGACUGGGACGUGCAAAUUUGGAGCCACAUGCAAGUUUGACCACCCACCCCCUGGUGAGGUGUUGACUGGUGCCACAUCUCAGGGGGCAGCAUCGUCUGCUAUGGAUGAUGGGAAAGAGGAUGGCACUAGUUAAAAAUGUUUAGUGGCAUGACACUGUUUGUUUAAAGGAACUCCAAUUAGUCUCAAACUACUUUCUGUAGAAUGCUGUUUCAUGAAUCUGGUUCGAUACAAGCUGUGUUGAUAUAAUAUAUUCGCUCUUCCUUUCUUUAUUUUUUGGACUUUCACUUCGUUUUAUUUAAAUUUGUUGGUUUGAAUGUGUUAAAUUUACCGGUUGCUGGAAGUGUUUCCCGUUGAUGAAUUCUUAUUUUUCUCAA